UCUGUGGUCACAUUCGAACGUCAUCCGUAUUUGUCCAUGUCCAAUAUUUGGCUGUAUUUUCUGUAGUUGUUUGUAAUAAUAGUAGGUAUAGUAGAAGUAGAGAUUGUUUGCUGUGAUUCUCGCUGCAAGGGUGUAGUUAAAUAAUAUUGUUUAUCAUAGUAUGACGUGAUUGCGAGGAAUAUUAUCAUUCGGUGUUUUAAGAAGUAGUCAUAUAAAUAAAAUAGUACUUAUGGAACUUUGAAGACACAUUUAACGAAUCAGUUUCGUCAUUACUUGAGAGGAAAGUCAGGGGCUGGUUGAGUGGAGUGAUAGACGACAUGCGGCGGAGCAGCCCUGUGCAGCAAUGGUUGGACUCCUUACCAGCCGAUGCAGAGCAUGUAACUGACCCAGUGGAACACCCAGUUGAAUCACCAGUGGAACUACAAGUUACAGACACAAAAUCUGAAGAAAGCAAGUCUGAACAAACUAUCACUGUAAAUACUGUAAUUGAACCAGCUGACAAGACAAUAGUAGAGCCCGCUGAAGACAGCUUCCAUGAUGACAAGAAUCUUGAUGUUCCUACACCCAAAGAUAUGUGGAAGAGGAAAUCUCUAGACAGUGCUGUAUUGACAAGUGGCCCUCAGAGUGGGUUGAAGAAGAGAUUGCAAAGAGAUCACUCAGUCCAGUCAGAAGGCUAUGUACCAAAGUUUAAAAAUCCUCUACUGAGAGAUCAUUCUUUACAGUCUGAUGCCAGUGGCUCCAGUGGUAGUUCUGUUCUAAAUGUGCUGGGUGCAAGAAAAGUGGAUGCUGAGUCUGUUUUAUUAGCAUUAGGUUUUGGCCCAAGUGAAAAACAACAAAAAUUACAAAGGAUACCUGAUAGAUUCUUAGUGCCAUCCAAGCUAAGAGGAAUUAGUACUGAACAGUUUAUCAAAGAUGAACAGCAUUCUAUGCGGAUGCAUGACUGUGGAGUAUUUGGUUACAGAGGAUUAACUGGGAAUCCUCAUGUUCCACCGUCAACAAUUGUAGCUAAGAUAAUGGAAUGUAUUUUGCAAGACGAAGUAUGUCGUGAGGAGGCGUUGAUGAAGGCUCGGCACUCCAUCGCAGACAUGCGCACCCCUGCCAUACACGCCCGCCUCGCCGCCGCAUCACGCCUCCGCCAUAACUGAACACUGCCUCAACAUAAUAAUCAAAGUAAUAUACCUAAUUUUACUGGAAAGGUAGACUUGCCGAUAACAUCCUUUUAGCCGGGAAUAAAUUAAACGCUUCUCGAAUAAUUUCACACAUUGCUGUGUUUUAGAUCUGAACUCUCCUACUUAUUAAUAGCUAUAUUACGGUUUGCAUUCGAUUAACAUUAGGUAGGUAUGAUACGUGAGAUAUGUUAUUUGCUGUUCUUAGGUUCCUUUGACUUUGGUGACCACAAAGCGCCUUUUUUAAAGCAAAUUCUGGAUUCGAUUACGUUCACCUUGACUAUUGUCGUGCUAUUGUCUGCGAAUCGAAUACCUAAAAGAUUAUUUAUUCAUAGGUAUAAUCAUGUUGGAAUUUGUUUAAAAUUUUAUUUUAAUGUUUACGUUAAAAUGCCAAAAGACAAGAACAUAAUAAAUUAAGAAUUGUUAUUAAGUAGGUAAGUAUAUUAUUUUACAUUAUUAUGACAGUGAAGAAUUACUUAUUUAUUUUAUUAGAAAAGUUUGACAUUUAUUAUUAUUAUUUUAAAAUAUUUUAUUAAGCGUAGUUGCUCUAAAUCUAAUAAAUAAUAAAGUUUACGUAUUUUUAGUAGAACGUCAAAGUUCUGAUGUGGUGUCCAUAAUUAUUAUUUCUUCGAAUAAAAUUUAUUUAUGAAUUUUAUGACAAAAGAUACCACUUAUUGCAGUAGAUAAAACUAUAAAAAAUACUGAUAUACUGGGUGUUAGUGACAUCG
This is a messenger RNA of Pectinophora gossypiella (pink bollworm), 1894 nucleotides long. RefSeq lists its product as uncharacterized. The transcript has 5 exons. The record is from RefSeq and is a predicted model, not a curated record. The coding region runs from base 318 to 1145 and encodes 275 amino acids. Gene Ontology annotation, molecular function: signaling receptor binding. Lineage: Eukaryota; Metazoa; Arthropoda; Insecta; Lepidoptera; Gelechiidae.